GAUAAUCUUGUGGUUUAGUUGUGCUUGAUUGAUCGUGGGAGGAAGCUCGAUUUUGAUAUGGAUGUGAUAAGAUCAGAGCUCGGUGGAGCAUAAUGGAUAUUCUUUUGUUUUGGAUAUAGUUAUUAUCAAAUUGAUUAUCUUGAUAACUGAAGAUCUGAUUGAAUUGGGAUUUAGUAUAAACUGUAUUUGCUAUCUGAAGUUGUUAUUGGAGGUUUUUAUGACGAUGUGAUGAUAAUUAAUGUUUUUGCAUGUUUCGACAGAUAAAACAGUUUUAUAAAUGUAGAUGUCAUGUGAUUUACUGUGUAUAGUCAUUAAUUUAGGUUCUGGGUUAUUUACUAAUGCUGUUUGUAGUGCGAUAAAUAAUGCUGAUUCGUGUUGGUUGGGGAUUUUACUUCUUGUAGUUUUGACGUUUAGAGGAAGGGGGAUAAAGUGAGUGAGGCAGGGAGGUUUCGGAUAAUGAAACAAGGGAUGAUAGAAUGCAGCGUCUGUCAUUCCAAGUUGGUGAAUCCGUCCGCAAAGACAGUCUCUAGGGCUUAUGAUCGACAUCGGAGCAAGAUUUCGAAGAAGCAUCGAGCACUCAAUGUUCUCUUGGUUGUUGGUGAUUGCAUGUUAGUUGGCUUACAGCCAAUUUUAGUGUACAUGUCCAAGGUUGAUGGGAAGUUCAAUUUUAGCCCCAUCAGUGUUAACUUUCUGACUGAAGUUGCAAAGGUUAUCUUUGCACUUGUAAUGCUUCUAAUCCAGGCUAGAAAUCAGAAGGUUGGAGAGAAGCCACUUCUUUCUAUCUCCACUUUUGUACAGGCAGCUCGCAACAAUGUGCUUCUUGCUGUUCCAGCAUUUCUCUAUGCUAUUAAUAACUAUCUAAAAUUCACCAUGCAGCUCUAUUUUAACCCUGCAACUGUGAAGAUGCUAAGCAAUCUGAAGGUAUUGGUAAUUGCGGUUCUAUUGAAGAUGGUGAUGAAGCGACGAUUUUCGAUAAUCCAGUGGGAGGCUCUUGCUCUAUUGCUUAUUGGAAUUAGCAUAAAUCAAAUGCGUUCCUUACCUGAGGGCUCUAGUUCGAUGGGUCUUCCAAUUGCAAUGGGUGCAUAUGUCUACACAUUUAUCUUUGUGACGGUUCCAUCUAUGGCAUCUGUCUUCAAUGAAUAUGCACUGAAGAGUCAAUACGACACAAGCAUCUACAUGCAGAAUUUGUUUUUGUAUGGAUAUGGUGCAAUAUUCAACUUCCUAGGGAUCCUUGGAACCGUCAUUAUCAAAGGUCCUGAAAGCUUUGAUAUUUUGCAAGGACAUUCGAAAGCUACCAUGCUUUUGAUUGUGAACAAUGCAGCCCAAGGAAUUUUAUCCUCAUUUUUCUUCAAAUAUGCUGAUACAAUUUUGAAAAAGUACUCGUCAACCGUUGCCACGAUCUUCACAGGCUUUGCGUCUGCAGCUUUGUUUGGUCACACUCUGACUAUAAAUUUUAUGCUAGGAAUUUCUAUUGUUUUCAUUUCAAUGCAUCAGUUCUUUUCGCCUCUUUCAAAAGUUAAGGAAGAAGAAAACGGGGUGUUGGAGUUGGAGUCAGUUCAGAGCAAUCAUAGGGAUUCGGCUUUUAUAAAUAUGGCAGCUGGGGCAAAUGAGGAGGCUAGUCAUCGUGUAGAAGCUGAUGAAAGACGGCCUCUCCUUCCUACUUGAAUUGACAAUGAAGUGUUCUUCUUUGAAGUAUUUUUCUGGCUCUAUUUGGUGAGGAUACAAACAAGAGAUUCCCAGUUUAACAAGAAGAAGAAGAAAGCGUUUACAGUCUACGGAGGGGACACGAUGCCGUAGAUCAUUGUGGAUAAAAGUAUACUCCUCUAACAAGCAGGCGAAUGGCGAGUUUAGAUAGAGAAAAACACCUGUUUUUUUGAGACUUCACUAUCAUCAUCAUCAUCAUCAUCAUCAUAUUCAUAUAUACAUAUGUUAAGAAGAGACAUUUAUUUGUAUUGUUUUUACUUUAGAACCACCAUUCAUCCAUAAGUUCAAUUUCUGUUAUUGGUUGUGUGUAAAUGUAGGAUGAAUUACAAGAAUUUUGGAUGUGUUUGUUUUUCUCCCAUGUCCAUAUGUGGGCUUCAAAAGCAGCAAUACAUGUAGCUUCAACUUCCUUUUCAUCA
Messenger RNA from Cynara cardunculus var. scolymus (artichoke), 2120 nucleotides. Its product is annotated as CMP-sialic acid transporter 3-like. Bases 457 to 1665 code for a protein of 402 amino acids. The record is from RefSeq and is a predicted model, not a curated record. Gene Ontology annotation, cellular component: Golgi membrane. Gene Ontology annotation, biological process: pyrimidine nucleotide-sugar transmembrane transport. NCBI's taxonomy places the organism in Eukaryota, Viridiplantae, Streptophyta, Magnoliopsida, Asterales, Asteraceae. Gene Ontology annotation, molecular function: pyrimidine nucleotide-sugar transmembrane transporter activity. The transcript is spliced from 15 exons.